Messenger RNA from Leptinotarsa decemlineata (Colorado potato beetle), 1327 nucleotides. RefSeq names its product CDK-activating kinase assembly factor (gene Mat1). Gene Ontology annotation, biological process: regulation of transcription by RNA polymerase II; positive regulation of cyclin-dependent protein serine/threonine kinase activity; nucleotide-excision repair. Lineage: Eukaryota; Metazoa; Arthropoda; Insecta; Coleoptera; Chrysomelidae. Gene Ontology annotation, molecular function: cyclin-dependent protein serine/threonine kinase activator activity. The record is from RefSeq and is a predicted model, not a curated record. Gene Ontology annotation, cellular component: transcription factor TFIIH holo complex.
UACACCUCUGGUUUAUGGUGUGAGUUUGUGGUUAUGUCAUAUGUUUUGAUUGAGGUCAAUCAUUAUUUGUCAUUAUUGCCGCCGAAAUGAAUUAGAAAGGUCUAUAAGAAACACAAUAAAUUAUUAUUUGUUGAAGUCUUUUCUAUUGAAACGGUCACAAUGGAGGAUUUCAUUUGUCCGAGAUGCAGGACGUCCAAAUUUCAAAAUCCUUCUUUGAAAAUGAUGGUGAAUGUAUGUGGACAUGGGUUAUGUGAAAGUUGUGUAGAUCUUCUAUUCUUGAAAGGUGCUGGUUCUUGCCCAGAAUGCAGAAUACCUCUACGCAGAAACAAUUUCAGAAUUCAGUUAUUUGAAGAUUCAACUGUAGAAAAAGAAGUAGAUAUAAGAAAAAGGGUGUUGCGGGAUUAUAAUAAAAAGGAGGAUGACUUUAACUCUCUCGCCGAUUACAAUAAUUACCUUGAAGAGGUUGAAACCAUAAUUUAUAAUUUAUCAAAUGAUAUAGAUGUAGCCAAUACCAAUAAGAAAAUUGAACAGUACAAAAGGGACAACAGGGAGCAAAUUAUGAAAAGCAAAGGAAAAUUGGGAAGAGAUGAAUAUGAAUUGGAAGAGAUGUUAGAAAUUGAGAAACAAAUGGAGGAAGAACGAAAGAAAGAGAUUCUUGCGCAAGAACUAGAAGCUAAGAAAAAGAAAAUACGAGAGAAAGAAGCUCUUAUAGAUGAGCUCAUGUUUUCGAAUGCAGAUGCCAAAAAUAUUGUUGAUACUUUUGCACAGCAAGUACAGCAAUUGAAAGAAGAAGAAAUGAGAAAACCUGUGGUGAAGGCCACUCAGUUUUCAACAGGGAUACAAUUUGGAAGGCAACCCCAAACAUCCUUUUUACCAGUACCAGCAGACGAUGGCCCUUUGUACCAUUACAAAUCUACUACAUUUAUCACUGAUGGACCAAGACCUCCUAGUGAUACAGACAUUAUUGAAAAAGGUUUUCUUGAUAAUGUUAGGGCUGAAACAGAACAGGAAAGAGCUGGUGGCUUUCAGUCAAACAUAGCUUGUAAACGAGCAUUACAAGAUGCCAUGAUGGGACUUUUUCACUCUAAAAAACCAUCUUCAGUGCACUGAAUAUGAGUUAAUGUAAUAGCAUAGCAGUGAUACAUUUUUGUUGAUUAUAAACUUAUACUGAAUCAUGGAUUAUCACCUUAAAAAAUCUAAUUUCUUCAUGUGAAGAUGCCUGAUUUCACAAACUACACAUAAAAUAUUAAUAAAAAAUAGAUGAAGUCUUUGAAUUGCAAAAGUAUUUAUCAGGAGAGGAAAAAUACAAUUAAAGUAGUAAAACAUU